AGGUAUAUAAGACAUGUGAGAGGCACCAAGAACAGAAGAAGCAUUAGGAGCAUCUGGAAGCAACACUUCAAAUCAACCGCACCUACAUCAAGAGAUUUAGCGACAAAAAUGACUGGAGCUGCUGUGUCCGUGUGCGUACUUUUUCUCCUGUCUGUAUGUUCAGCGUGUUACAUCUCUAACUGUCCUAUCGGUGGGAAGAGGUCUAUCAUGGAUGCACCGCUGCGAAAGUGCAUGUCGUGCGGCCCCGGAGACAGAGGCCACUGCUUCGGCCCCAGUAUCUGCUGCGGGGAGGGCCUCGGCUGCCUGCUGGGCUCCCCGGAAACGGCUCACUGCGUGGAGGAGAACUACCUGCUCACCCCCUGCCAUGCAGGAGGGAGACCCUGUGGAUCUGAGGGAGGACGCUGCGCUGCUUCGGGACUCUGUUGUGAUGCAGAAAGCUGCACCACAGACCAAUCCUGCCUCGUCGAGGAGGAAGGAGACGACCAGACCGGCCAAUUCGAAGGAAGCGACCCCAGUGACAUCAUCCUCAGGAUCCUGCAUCUGGCUGGCCUCAAUUCUCCUCAUCGAGUUCGCCAAUGAGCUGCUGCUGACAGCGAGGUCUCAUGGGAAACUCUUCAGCCGUAGAGACGACGUGGGACUUGUAGUUGUAGUUCAUAUAGUUGUACCCC
Messenger RNA from Anarrhichthys ocellatus (wolf-eel), 668 nucleotides. RefSeq names its product oxytocin (gene oxt). The record is from RefSeq and is a predicted model, not a curated record. The transcript has 4 exons. The coding region runs from base 109 to 579 and encodes 156 amino acids. Gene Ontology annotation, cellular component: extracellular region; secretory granule. Gene Ontology annotation, molecular function: neurohypophyseal hormone activity. NCBI's taxonomy places the organism in Eukaryota, Metazoa, Chordata, Actinopteri, Perciformes, Anarhichadidae.